AGUAUGCAGUGCUCACAGGAUAUACUUCGAAUGCUCCUAUCUCUUCAGCCAGUUCUUCAGGAUGCUAUUCAGAAAAAAAGAACAGUAAGGCCUUGGGGAGUUCAAGGUCCUCUCACUUGGCAACAAUUUCAUAAAAUGGCUGGCCGAGGCUCUUAUGGAACUGAUGAAUCCCCAGAACCACUGCCAAUCCCUACGUUUUUGUUGGGUUAUGAUUAUGAUUUUCUGGUGCUUUCUCCAUUUGCGCUCCCUUAUUGGGAGAGACUUAUGCUGGAACCCUAUGGAUCUCAAAGAGAUAUAGCCUAUGUUGUAUUAUGUCCAGAAAAUGAAGCCUUGUUAAAUGGAGCCAAAAGCUUUUUUAGAGACCUCACUGCGAUAUAUGAGUCCUGUCGAUUAGGUCAGCAUAGACCUAUUUCUCGACUGUUGACGGAUGGGAUCAUGAGAGUUGGAUCUACUGCAUCAAAGAAACUAUCAGAAAAGUUGGUAGCAGAAUGGUUUUCUCAGGCAGCUGAUGGUAACAAUGAAGCAUUUUCUAAACUCAAGCUUUAUGCACAAGUCUGCAGAUAUGACCUAGGUCCUUAUCUUGCUUCCCAGCCUUUGGACAGCUCUCUACUUUCCCAGCCAAAUUUAGUUGCCCCUACAAGUCAAUCUUUGAUUACUCCACCUCAGAUGACAAGUACUGGAAAUGCUAAUACUCCAUCUGCCACCCUAGCAUCUGCAGCAAGCAGCACUAUGACAAUGACUUCAGGUGUUACCAUGUCUUCUUCAGUUGCCACAGCUAAUUCAACUUUGACCACAACUUCAACUUCAUCUUCAUCAUCCUCCAACUUGAAUAGUGGAGUAUCAUCAAAUAAACUGCCCUCAUUUCCACCCUUUGGCAGUAUGAACAGUAGUGCCACAGGAUCCAUGUCUACACAAGCAAGUACAGUUCAGAACGGCCAGCUAGGAGGGCAACAGUCAUCAGCUCUACAAACAGCAGGGAUUUCUGGAGAAUCAUCUUCACUUCCCACUCAGCCUCAUCCUGAUGUGUCUGAAAGCACGAUGGAUCGGGAUAAAGUGGGUAUCCCCACAGAUGGUGAUUCACAUGCAAUCACUUAUCCACCUGCAAUUGUUGUUUAUAUAAUUGACCCUUUUACCUAUGAAAAUAAAGAUGAGAGCACUAAUUCUUCUAAUGUAUGGACUUUGGGGCUACUUCGAUGCUUUCUGGAAAUGGUCCAGACUCUUCCUCCUCAUAUUAAGAGUACUGUUUCUGUACAGAUUGUUCCUUGUCAGUACCUGUUGCAACCUGUGAAACACGAAGAUAGACAAAUCUAUACCCAGCAUUUAAAAUCCCUGGCUUUUUCGGCCUUUACCCAGUGUCGGAGACCACUUCCAACAUCAACCAACGUGAAAACAUUGACUGGCUUUGGUCCAGGCUUAGCCAUGGAAACUGCUCUUAAAAGUCCUGAUAGACCAGAGUGUAUUCGACUUUAUACACCACCUUUUAUUCUGGCUCCAGUGAAGGAUAAACAGACAGAGCUAGGAGAAACAUUUGGAGAAGCUGGACAGAAAUAUAAUGUUCUUUUCGUGGGCUACUGUUUAUCACAUGAUCAAAGAUGGAUUCUUGCAUCUUGCACAGAUCUAUAUGGAGAACUUUUAGAGACUUGUAUCAUUAACAUCGAUGUCCCAAAUAGGGCUCGUCGGAAAAAAGGAUCUGCUAGAAGGUUUGGUCUACAGAAACUUUGGGAGUGGUGCUUAGGACUUGUACAAAUGAGUUCAUUACCGUGGAGAGUUGUAAUUGGCCGCUUAGGAAGGAUUGGUCAUGGAGAAUUGAAAGAUUGGAGCAGUUUGCUGAGUCGUCGAAACUUGCAGUCUCUAAGUAAAAGGCUCAAAGACAUGUGUAGAAUGUGUGGUAUAUCUGCUGCAGACUCUCCCAGCAUUCUCAGUGCUUGCUUGGUAGCAAUGGAACCCCAAGGCUCUUUUGUUAUUAUGCCAGAUUCUGUGUCAACUGGUUCUGUGUUUGGAAGAAGCACCACUCUAAAUAUGCAGACAUCUCAGAUGCUAAAUACCCCACAGGAUACAUCAUGUACUCAUAUACUCGUGUUCCCUACUUCGGCUUCUGUGCAAGUAGCUUCAGCUACUUAUACCACUGAAAAUUUGGACUUAGCCUUUAAUCCCAACAAUGAUGGAGCAGAUGGAAUGGGUAUCUUUGAUUUAUUAGACACAGGAGAUGAUCUUGACCCUGAUAUCAUUAAUAUUCUUCCUGCAUCUCCAACGGGGUCUCCUGUACAUUCUCCAGGAUCUCAUUACCCCCAUGGAGGUGAUGCUGGCAAGGGUCAGGGUACUGAUCGACUACUUUCAACAGAAUCUCAUGAUGAAGUAACUAAUAUUCUUCAGCAACCAUUGGCCCUUGGUUACUUUGUAUCAACUGCCAAAGCGGGUCCGUUACCUGACUGGUUCUGGUCAGCAUGUCCUCAAGCACAAUAUCAGUGUCCCCUUUUUCUUAAGGCCUCUUUGCACCUCCACGUGCCUUCAGUGCAAUCUGACGAGCUGCUUCACAGUAAACACUCCCACCCACUUGACUCAAAUCAGACUUCAGAUGUCCUCAGGUUUGUUUUGGAACAGUACAAUGCACUCUCCUGGCUAACCUGUGACCCUGCAAUCCAGGACAGACGCUCAUGUCUCCCAAUUCAUUUUGUGGUGCUGAAUCAGUUAUAUAACUUUAUCAUGAAUAUGCUGUGAUCUUCAUUCGAUGGAACUGUGCAAGAAAAGAACAAGGAAAAAAGAUAUUUCGCUGCAAGAUUAAGUUACAGUUAUCUUCUCAGUGAAAGUCAUCUGUGAUGGGGUCUAAUUCUUAUUACUUCAACAAAUAUUGUUUUGACUUGGGGGGGGCUAUAACCCUGCUAUUUUUCAUUGACUAUACUGAACUCUUUAGGAUGAUGACUGAUCAUACAAAACGUAUUAUAACAGUUUCAUAGCAAAAUUAACCUUUUUUUUUCCAGUCACAGUAUUUGUGAAAAGUAAUGAGCCAUAGUACCCAGUCAUAUUAAAUGAAUAUUAAAAGCAUGGAGAGGAAACAUGAGGAACAAUGAAUUUCAACAUAUGGCUUCAGAACAUCAAGAUGUUCUUGUAUUGGAUUAUAGUAUCUAGUAUUCAAAAAUGCCUGCAUCUCUUAUUUAUUGUAAGUUUUUAAAUGUAUAAAUUGUCUUAUAUUUCUUAACCUCUUUUAUAAAAAUUUUCCUAGAAGGUUUAUACUGCCUUCUUGCUUUAAAGCAAUUGGUCUAAAAUAUAUGUAAUCGUCUUAAUUAAAAAGUUGCAGUAGGGUUGCUUUUAGAGUAUUAUUUUUUUGUAAGGGGGUGGGUGGGACAGUAAAUUUGUAUUGUCUCGAUGUACAGUUUAAUGGGGAUAGAGGGGGAAUAAUGUCCAUACCAUUGUGUGUGGAGGAUUUACAGCUAAGCUGUAGUUGCAGAGUACAUGUACAGUAAUGAAGUUCACUGUGUUUAUAAAUUGAAAAGGUACUGGGUCUUACAGCAUUUUAUAUAUCACACCUUUACAGAAUAACAUGAUGGCAAUAUACAAGUGAUAUUGUUGGGUGGUUUAACUUAGAAUAAAAUGAGAAUUCUUCAGUUAUAUUUUGUACUAUGGUUUAGGGCUAUGACUAAUAUUUCAGGCCAUUUCCAGUGAAAGAAACUUAGUUUUACAAGAAAAACAUUUGCUACUGAAUGCUUAAACUAAUUUUGGUGUUUAAUGUUACAUGCUUAAAUGUUUUUGUUUUUGGGGGUUUUUUUUUCAGUUUUGACAGUGGCACAUCUAGGCAUGGGAAUAUUAUUAAUUACGAAAAUUAUCUUCAGGAUCUGCUAUAAGGUUGAAAUUUAGCCCAGCUCUAGGCAUUUUACAAAUUAUUUUAAGAACAGUCACUCUGAUUGGUUGACUUUUUUUGUUUUUUAAAUUAAAGAUUGGGAAUGUGUGUGAGAGUAUGCAUAUGUAUGGGUGUGUGUGUGCAAUCAAACUGUGGUGUAAAUAGAUUCUCAGUGAAUUCUGGUAUUCAGACUCUAUUCCACUAGUUAAAAAACCAUUUUCUAAACUUAACCUGUUUCCUUUUGCCUUUUUUAUUUAUUUAAUUUUCUUGGUUUGGAGAUGGCAGUCCCAAACACCAGAGUCUGUACUUUUCUAUUACACAGCUCAGAUUAAGGCAGGGCAUAUGCCAAGGAGGUUCUCACCUCCCUAAAGAAGGGACUUGAAUUUUAGGGACUUUAAUUCACCCCUUCCUUCAAUACAGCUUUCCCCCUUCUUGUUUGCACAUGCCAAGAGAAAUGCUUUUAUGCAGACUUUACCCCCUUAAAAUGUUGUUUCUACAGUGCUGCUCACAGGAGAGUCCAAGUUAGCCUCCUACCUAUGUUGCUGACUUGAAUUCACAGUCACCAAGUCUACCUAUCUUUCUUGGAAGCAGUCUAGCAAAAUUCGGAAUUUGUACAUUCACUAAUUCUCCACAAAGACAAAAUCAGUUGUAUUUACAAAACUGUAAUUCGGUAUGUUUUGUUUUGUUUUUACUGAAACUUGUUUUGUAAAUACUAUAUGCUUAGCUUAAAUAUCACUUUCUUAUAAACAAUAUAACUUCUUCAAAUUGUGUAUAUUGAAACAUUAGCAAGUCUUGUUUUUUCUAUGAAGAACACAACUGGUGACAAAGGUUUUCAAUCAUUUCUUCAAAAUUACAAUGCAAUUCCAGUGGUCAGCAUUUUUGAAAUUAAAAUUUAAAGAUCUCAUCUCUGCAUUCAUUGUUAAAUUAUGCUAGCACACUACAGAUUAUGUUGGCAUGUUUUGUUCUGUACUUAAAAAAAAAAAACUUGUCUGAGAUUUGAGGGAAAAGAUGCUUAUUUGGAAUUUCUUUAAAAAGUAUCCUUUUUAAAAUAUACUUAGCUCAGUAGUGACUUUUAAAAAUAAAAACUGUAUUCUCAGUUGUUUACUGUCACUAGCUUAUAGUAACCACACCUCAGUUUUGAAAAUAGAUUUUUAAAAAAUUACUCCCUGACAGUUUCUUUUAUAUGGAGCCAUAAGGAAGGAACGCAGUAUACAAUUCCUUUUUAUCUGGGAAUCAGGGAGUAGUUCCCAAAUAUACAGGAUUUACUGAUAAGAUUUUUUUUCUUCCCUUCAUAUAUAAAUUCACACUUAAAUAGAAAAUUGCUAAAUAGCCAUUAGAAAAGGUCAGGAGACUUAUUUCAGAAAAAAAAUUAAGCCUUUUGUGCAGGAUGAUGGAUCUGACUUACUAAUGUACUGUCACAGACAAGUAUGGGUAGUAUUUUUUUGUUUGUUUAAAUGGUAAGCAAAAUAAUAUAUUCUUUAUACCAGUUGAUCACCAACACCUUGACUUCUUUGUUACAGUGCUAAUGUCUGUUUUUUGUGCAGUUAUCCAUUACCAAGCAGGGUGGAAGUUCAGUAUUUUGGCAUUUAAAAAGAUUAGUUAUAUAAUGUCUGCUUCCAACCAGUGAGAAACAUCUAGCCAUACUUUCUUAUGCAAGCCAUUCAGUUAUCAGGACUGUGAAUUAACACUGUAUGAAUAAAUUUCUGUACACCUUAUUGUUUGGCCAGAAGGCCACCAAGUGUACUUAUAUGUAAUCCUUAAAUUUUAAAGUAGCUGUAAUUUUUAAAUCUUUCUAAACUUUUCUUAAACCACUAAAAUUAAGCUCUUACUACUUAGUCAACUAUCCUCAGCUGUAUUCGUACUCAAUUGUCAGUAUGGCACAGAUUACUGUAUUAAAAUAUUCUCCUUCCGUCUUCGUAUUUACCUUCUGAGGUAAUUUUUUAACUUAAUGUGUUACUACAAAGAUUUGCAGAUCUUUAAUCAAGCACUAUGUUAAUACUGUAAUAUCAAAAUACUAUGUUGCAUUAUUUAAAAUGUUCAAAUUGAAUACAUUAAAAGGAAGUUUUUAAAUGCUGUCGCAUCAUAUAAUUUGCUCUUCAUCUACUAUGGCAUCGCAUAUCAGUCUGUUAAUACAUUUAAUGUUGCAUGAGUAAUGUUUUGGUCUGGGUUUCCUCUUAAGAUUUUAGUUUGUCUAAAUUAAGGAAAAAUGUUUUUGACAUACUUCUUUUUUUUUUUUUUGGCCCCGCUCUCCUCCUCCUCCACUCUCCCCUCAAUCCCCCAAUCAGCUGGAAAUCUUAACCUUCUGGUUUUUCUUGGUGUUUUAAUGGGCCCAGAACUGUGGUUUAAAUUUUCAUAUGUGUUUUCUCUUUUGUGGAGUAUUAAUUAAAAAACUGGAUUUGGGACCUAAAAUACUCCUCAGGUUGAUGUAUUCAUGAAGUUUUAAAAUAGCUUUAGUUUUCAAAGUAAACUGGAUUUGUGGACCUUAAAGUUACUGAGUUUAAACUACAAAUUGUAACGUCAUUACUGGACAUGUCAGCAUCAACUCUCUCCAAAUAGCUUGGUCACUUUAUGAAGGGGCGUUUUAAAGUUGUUGUUUAGCAGUGACAUUUAAUAUGGUCCAAUUGCUUUUUUUUUUUUUAAUGUGACAAAAAAAGAAUAAGGAACAAACACUAUUGCUGCCGAAUGCCAUAACACUGAGUUGUACAAAUUGUGAUUGAGGAAAUGAAAAGGUUUAUACUUUUUAAAAAAAAAAAAAAACUUCAAAUGGAAUAAAUUAUUCAUGAAGCCUUCA
Leptonychotes weddellii (Weddell seal) is the source of this 6626-nucleotide messenger RNA. Lineage: Eukaryota; Metazoa; Chordata; Mammalia; Carnivora; Phocidae. The record is from RefSeq and is a predicted model, not a curated record.